CUCGACCCGCCUGUGGCCACCACCUCGCACUUUACCUCGGCUGUAGCUUUCGAUCCUCACCCCCAACCCAAACUGGACCCUCAGUCCUCAUUUCUGUCCCAUUCCCAACCCUGGUCCAAUCUUGAUCCCGUCCACAGCAAUCCCAAUCCCAGCCCCAGUUUCGUUCCUCAUCCCAAACCCUGUCCCAAAUUUCAGUCCUCACCUCAAGCCUAUCCCCAAUUUCGUUCCUCAUCCUCACCCUUGACAAGCACAAAACCGUCACACUUCCAAUCCCAUUCCCGAUCCUAAUCCCGGUUGUAAUUGUGUUCCGAACCUUUAAUCUCAGUUCCAGUCCUUAACCCAUCCCAGGUCAUUUGUUACUGAAUCCCCCUUUGCCUCAAUGGGUACUAAUAUCGUGCUGGAGUGGCUGAAGAGCCUGAAGUUGGCUCAGUACGGUGAAUCCUUCUUGGACAACGGCUACGAUGACCUGGAGGUCUGUAAACAGAUUGGGGAGCCAGAUCUGGACGCUAUUGGGGUUGAGAGUCCCGGGCACCGUCAUCUCAUCAAAGCGGCUGUAGCCCGGCUCCGUGAGGAGGAGGAAACUGGCGCGGUAGUCUACUUCACUUUGGAGCCGUGGGCUGGAGCCCUUUGCCAGCCCUACAUUUACGCCAAGCUGAAGGAAUGCCAGCCUAGGCUCAGGACCCUGCUGUGGAAGAGAACACGAGGAGCCAGUAGGGAAAUGCAGAAUGCCAUGGGAUCAAAAAGGAGAGCAGGCCAUAAGAAGAGGGUAAUUUAUUCCAAACUCAUGUUGAAGAUCAAAGAAAAGCGGCGGCGGAGCGGCAGUUAUUUGCGGAAACUUCCUUAUUACAACAAGGAUGGAUCACUGGGACACAUUGAUGACCUGGCUCAGCAGUACACAGAAUACUACAACACUUGCCUCAGUGACGGUGCUGAUCGGAUGGAAGAGCUCUACACGCGUAGCGUUUCAGAGGAUCCCGAACUGGAAAGUUCGGCUGCCAAUUCACCAUCCCCACAGCUGCCGUCUGAGACUGGAGAGUCACGUGUGUUGGGGAGUGCAGUGUCAACACCAGAGAGUGAAAGGAAGCAUUUGAUUUGUAAGUCGAGCUCGGAGGACGGAUCAGUUGGAAGUGCUGAUUGGAAAAAGAAAAAUAAAUCCUUUUGGCAGAGUUUUCGGAAACUGCAGAAAGGGAGUGCAGCGCGGGAAUUAUGUAAAGGAGAUGAUGUUGGAUUCGUGGCCAGUGAGAUUACCAUGAGUGACGAAGACCGCAUUGAGCUGAUGAUGAUGGUCAAAGAUAAGAUGAUAACAAUAGAGGAGGCACUUGCCAAGCUCAAAGAAUACGAGUGUCACAGCAGAGUGUCUCUGAGUACAGAUCCGGCCCACUUGGCACGUGGAACCCAAGAGCAUUUUGAUGAAUCCUCGGAUGGUGGAAUAUGGGAACAGUUGGAUGAUGAUGUCCAAGAGGUGAAGUUUAAAAGGCUCCACAAGUUGGUUUCUUCAAAACGCAGAUCAAAAAAGAAACUGGUCAAAGUGGAAGAAAUGAAGAAUGCACCUACUGCAGAAAACAUUUGCGAUGGGACCUGCAGCAAACAGGUGGAGUCUCUACAGGAUGAAAGAUCGCUGAAUUUUUUCAGGCCAAAGGGCAGCAAGACACAGCUGUGCUUAAACGAAUUGCUGCAGAAACAGACUGUGGAAGAUCCUGCACCCUUAACAACGCCCUGUGGCUCCUCGUCUCCCAGUAGUCUGGAAGGACAGACUGGGAAGAAGCUUCUCAAGCCUCUUCACAUAUCACCUGAUAUCAGUGCCAUAAUGCCUCCAAAGAAAUCAGGGAAAAAGUCGUCUGACUCAGAAAGCAGUGAAGGCAAGUCGCACAAGGUUCCCUACUCACCAACUGACAGUGAGGUGUGCAGGAGCCUUGCAGCUCAGCAACAUGGGUGUGAUUGUAAGGACAGCCCCGGCAGUGAGAAGGGGGGCACAGUAAAGUCCCCCACAAAUUCACGGAAAUCACUGAGCAGAAAGGUCAAGUCAGUAAAAGAGACGGUCAGAAGGAAGAUUACAAAGACGUACAGCGGUACCACCACUCCCCAGUUGACCUCUGACGUAGUGCCACCCACUGCCCAGCUUCCCGACCCAGCUGACAGAUCAAGGCUCAAGCUGGCAGGCGGUGGUUCGGUGGAGAGUCUGCGGAGUUCCUUGAGUGGCCAGAGCUCAAUGAGUGGUCAAACAGUGAGUACCACAGACUCGUCAGCCAGCAACAGAGAGAGUGUGAAAUCAGAAGAUGGGGAGGAGGAGGAAUCCGCCUACCAGGGCCCUUUCUGUGGCCGGGCGAGAGUCCACACUGAUUUUAUUCCGAGCCCAUACGACACUGAUUCACUGAAACUCAAGAAAGGUGACGUUAUAGAUAUAAUCAGCAAGCCCCCAGGAGGGACGUGGAUGGGUCUGUUGAACAAUAAGGUGGGAACAUUUAAGUUCAUCUACAUGGAUGUUGUGAACGAUGAAGUGGAAAAGCCAAAAAGGCCGAGGAGGAGGAGACGGGGAGGCAAGCACCCCAAACCCCAAACUGUUCAGGAGCUGCUCCAGCGAUUUGACCUUGAGCAACACAUGCCAACUCUGUUGUUGAAUGGCUACGAGGACUUGGACACGUUUAAGCUGCUGCAGGAGGAGGACUUGGACGAGCUGAACAUCUUGGAACCAGAGCAGAGGUCCCGGCUGCUGCUGGCUGUCGAACUCCUGCAUGACUACGACAGUAACAGUGACAAGGAUCUGGCGGGUGAAUGUGCUUCCCAGGAGACUUUGCCUCACUAUUCUAUUAAGACUGCUGGUUCAGACCUGCAGAGACAUUCUCCGUGGGACUCGGGCUGCUUUGAGGAGAGUGGAUUUCCUGACAAUGCUUUGGACCUAGGAAAGGACAAGCAGCCAAAUACAGAAGGCAAAAGCAGGAAGUCCUGGCCAUUGGUGACAGCAGGAUCAUUGGCAAAGCCUGGGUUGCAGUUCAAGUGCCCACCGUCAGGAUACCUGGCCGUUCAGCCCACCAACUCUUUCGGGAACAUACACUUUGGGAGAGAUAAGGAGAAGCCCGAGACCCUGUGCGGCUCCCCCUGUGUGCAGCUCGGUUACCCCGGACGCUCUGUGCCUCUCAGAAGGUGCCAGAGGUUGCAGGCCAGUGCAAGCUCUGAGGACCUGGCGCAUGGCCAUUCUGUUCAGAAGCAGUGGCGGCGAUCUCGCUCUUUGGAUGAGCUGCGCCGAGGUGCCUGCUCUCCCUCCGAAGCUGACUCAGGUGCAGGAACUUGGGCUGCGCCACCUCUGCCAAGCAGGCUCGGCACGGAGCCGGACGCCUGCAGUCGAAGCGCCCGCAGCUGCGGCGCAGCAGAGUCCUGCCAGUCAGAGCUGGUUUCGGGCGGGGCUGCGGGACCCCCGGGAGGACAGCCCUGUGGCACUGGCCUUCGCCCUGCCCUGCCGAUGGGCCGAGUGGCCAGCCCACACCAGGCUUCAGAAGGGAAGGACAUGCUCUCCCCGGUUACAAAGUGUGACCCGCCCGGUCAAACAGCACUAACGCCAUUUCAGCAAGCAGGCAACUGCAGAGAUCGAGCAGGGGUCUGUGGCUUGACAAAAAACAAGGAAACUGUGACUGAAAACAAGGCACACAGCCACCACCCUUCUCAGCCACCACCUGUGCCUGCCAAGAAAUGCAGAGACUAUAUGAGAAAUGGAAUACACCCCGUGCCUCAUGUAUUGAACAACUCCAACCCUUCCAUCAGCAGCAGGUACGGACUGGUGCCUAACUUGCACGUGCGCUGUCCCGCUGCAGAGCCAGCCAGCUCACCACUGGUCACUCAGACCCCCUGCUUACCAGAGACUGCACUCCCCGAGACCUCCUGCACACCACAGCUGAGAGUGAAGCUGUGUCCUGCCUCUGAAAGGAAGACCCCCCGGAUGAGAGAAGCAGAACUGGAAACGUUAAUAGAGAGCAAACUAGAAUCAGAAACGAUUGAUCUCACAGAGAAACCCUACUCUGAUAAGCAUGGUCGCUGCGGGAUUCCGAUGGCACUAAUACAGAGGUAUUCGGAGGACUUGCAGCAUUCAGCGGAGCAAGUGGCUGUAGCUAUGGACCUUGUGAGAGUCAAACAGCUUCGCAAGCAGCAUCGAAUGGCAAUUCCGAGUUCCUUCGAUAGGAUGAGCAGAAAAUCGCCGGCCAUAGAAAUGCCCAAGUCUUCGCGGAGCUGAUCUUCAUAGGACCGGCACGUACCUCAUCUCAUCAUCAGCAUCUGAUGCAGUACUCCAAGGCAUUAGUUAGAAACCUGACGGAAGCAAGGCCACCAGGUCCCCAGGGUAACCCGGUGUGAACACAGAGGCACAGGCCGUCUUCCAUUCCUUCACUCCCCACCAGUGACGGGUUUUGAACAGCGGGACCUGUCGGUGGUACGGCAGUACAAAGUGAACAGGGUGAUAGAAGAAGUGGGGUGGAGCUGAGAUGCCCACCAUGAGGUUGUGGGGUGACGGCAAGGAGCUCUCCUGACAAGGCAGUGCGCCUCCUUGGUAGAGAGGGCUUCAACAGAGGUCAUUGCCAGUGUUUUCUCCUCACUGCCGCCAUUCAUAUGCACGUUGCAAAACUAGCCACCGCUGUGUCAAAUGAUCACUGAACAUUUUCAGGGUGAAGCAUGCCCAUUGAAGCAGCUCCCUCACUUUCCAUCCCAGGCUCAUGCUCGGUGUACAGAGAUCCCUCCGACUGCCCACUUGUGGCUCCUUCUCAGAGCCUGAACACUCUUCUCGCUGUCCAUUCUGGGCCACCACUCUGUAUGAAGAUCCUUCUCACUCUCCAUUCUAAGCCCAUACUUGUUAGCUUGAUUCCACUAAUUAUCCAAUACUAUUCACUUUGCUUUACUCGGCAAAUUACGCAUAGUUGUGACCUGGAGUGAAAAUAUGCCAUAACUCCAGUACUUAUAACAUAUCCCUUUAUCAUUGUGGUAGCAAGUUGGUGGGUGGUCUUGUUGGCUUUGGGUCUGUCUGAAUCACGUCACCUCUCUGUGCCAUAUGCAAUCUAUAUUUGUGAAACUCAAAUCUUAUAAAGUGGAACUGGAUUUUGGAAUGAUGCAGAAGUAAUUCAUAAAUGUUUGUACAUAGAAGAUCAAGGAGGUAUGUUUCAUUGAAUUAAGAUUUGAGCACACCAGGUGCCAUUUGGACUCUUGUGUCUGUGUGAGCUAUUCAUUUGGAACUCCACCUUGCAUUUCCCAGCCCUUUUCCCUGUAUUCUUCCAAGAUUCCAGGAACCUUCCACUGCCAUUCCUCCUGGGCCCAGAGGAAGGGUUUUAUUUCUUGCCUUCAGCUCCAGGAUCCUGGCAAGUUCUGUUAACCUUAUGAAGGCCAAAGGAACCAGAAUUCCCAUAGGGUUAUGCAAGGAAUUCCCUGAAUCCUAUUACUUGCUCAGGACUUGAAGAAGAGCAUUGGGUGCUCCACUGAUUGAAGUCAGCUCGAGCCACUGCACAUUCCACCAGAAAUGUAUUCUGUCCCAGAUUCCAUAAAUUCCAUUCUCCCCAUUCCCCCUCCAAUCCACUUUGUGUUUCCCAUUCCACCCAGAAUUCUGGAUCCUACAUGUUUACCUAAAGUAGCAAUGUAAUCCUGAUGCCAGCUUAAGGCUUCUGUAUAACUAAUUCUGGUUCUGUAAUCAAAAGCAAAACUGCAGACGCUGGAAAUCUGAAAUUAAAACAGAAAAUGCCGGAAACACUCAGCAGGUCAGGCAGCAUCUGUGGAGAGAGAAACGAGUCAAUGUGUCAGUUUGAAGGAGGGUCUCUGAGUGAAACACAAACUCUUGUUUCUGACAGAAAGUCUUUAACCUUAAAUGUAAACUCAUUUCUGACGAAGGCUCUUUGAUCUGAAACAUUAACUGUUUCUCUCUCCACUGGUUCUGCCUGACUGUUUCCAUCAUUUGUCUGUUUUUAUCUCCAGUUACUCAACAUUUCCUUCUAAUUUCCAUCGCUUAGCUUUAAAUAUUUCGAGCUCUUUUGUGACAUUUGCAAAUGUUAAAAAAUAUAAUCUUCUAAUUCUCCAUCUGGAUUUGAUGCUACUUAGAACUGGAUCAUAUUCUUGAGAUGUAUACUGGUCAGUGUCCAAGUCUCAUGUUAAAUGUUGCCAGCGAAAUUAAAAUACUGAAAGCAGCACAAAAUUAAACUGAUGCACUUUUUGUAUUUGAGAAUAUUUAAGUAACUUAUUAUAUGUUUCUUUUCCUUAACAAUGUAACUAUAACAUACCAGUAGCAAAACCUUAUAAAAUGUAGUCUAUCAGAGUUGUACCUUGUGUAACUUGAGGUAUUGUAUGUGUAAAUAUUCUUAACUUGUUUCAUUUAGCAGAAUAAAGUAACAGUUGG
Pristis pectinata (smalltooth sawfish) is the source of this 6358-nucleotide messenger RNA. RefSeq names its product SAM and SH3 domain containing 1a (gene sash1a). The record is from RefSeq and is a predicted model, not a curated record. The transcript has 20 exons. Lineage: Eukaryota; Metazoa; Chordata; Chondrichthyes; Rhinopristiformes; Pristidae. Gene Ontology annotation, molecular function: protein binding. The coding region runs from base 380 to 4222 and encodes 1280 amino acids.